Messenger RNA from Monosiga brevicollis MX1, 534 nucleotides. RefSeq lists its product as uncharacterized. The coding region runs from base 1 to 534 and encodes 177 amino acids. The record is from RefSeq and is a predicted model, not a curated record. The transcript has a single exon. NCBI's taxonomy places the organism in Eukaryota, Choanoflagellata, Craspedida, Salpingoecidae.
AUGCUCGCCGCCGGCACCUAUCAAUGCGUCUUGCUUCUUCUGCUGAGCCCCCAGUGUUGCUGCGCUCGGAUGAUCCGCGGCAGGGCCACUCGAUCAAUCAAUCAAGGGGAAAACACCUGCCACCGCUGCCCGCAGCUAUGGGGGCUCCAAGACCACUUGCCCUCGUCUCCCUCCGCAUCAAGAGCAAGCCUCUUGCCUGCACUGAGUAGCAGGACCACCUGCCGAGCACCGAGCGAGAGAGAGAGAGAGUGUGUGUGUGUGUGUGUGCGCGGCAAAGAGAAAAUAAAAGUUUUCAAGCAGCAAAAGCGUGUGUGUGAAUUUUCGAGAGAGAGAGAGAGUUUCAGAGAGAGAGAAAGCUCAGAGAGAGUAAGUUUCAGAGAGAGGUCAGAGAGAGAGAGAGAGCUUCAGAGAGAGAGAGAGAGAGAGAGAGCUUCAGAGAGAGAGAGAGAGAGAGAGAGAGAGCUUCAGAGAAGAGAGAGGGAGAGAGAGAGAGAGACUGCUUCAAAACUUCAGAGAGAGAGAAAAUUCGAGUGA